AUGCAGGUUAUUGCUGUUCUAGCUGUCCUCGGGGUGAUCGUGAAUAUUGUCUCAAGCAAAGUCUUCCCUAAUAAUGCUGUUUGGGAAUUCCUCGAUCUUCGAAAGGUAAUGGAGGGACUACCAAAGGAAGCCAAAAAGGAAUACAGGCAGAUAGACAACGAUAUGACCCUGACUUUAGCACAGCGCAAACAGAAGAAAAUGGAAUGGGCAGAGAAGUUUGGUGUUAAGCCGCAGUAUACAGAUUUUGUUAAAAAAAGAGUGGCUAUGCUGGAUAAAACCGCGGAACUCUUGGCUAGUUUGCCGAAGUUGUUCAAACAAUAUCGUGACACGUGGGAUGGAAAAAAACUUUUCAAAGAUAUAGAAGCAGAACUGAUGAAACUUGCUGCUAAGUAUAAGAAGGAGUACUCCGUCAUGAGCUUUGCAAAGGAUCUUGUGGAACGGGAAGGACGUAAGAUAUACUUCUAG
Molecule: messenger RNA, 465 nt
Organism: Cylicostephanus goldi
Lineage: Eukaryota; Metazoa; Nematoda; Chromadorea; Rhabditida; Strongylidae
Source: the annotation of a GenBank genome assembly